GACCGCCCGGUGGCUGCUUUCCUUUCCGCGCCAUAUAUGGCCUGGCAGGGGGGGGUCACAUGCAUCCCGGGCCGCCGGCCGGGAGGGGUCGCUGGGGAAGGGGCAGACGGCGGGAGAAAAGGGGAGAGGGUCGGAGGCAGAGACAGGAGAGGGGUGGGGUGGCGGAUUCUGGGGCCAUGGGAGGCAGCAAAGGCUCGAGGAGCCGAGCGCUCGCCACUGCGCCAUGGAGCUGCACUCAUGCGGCUGCGGAGGUGGUGGUGGAGGAAGGGACCCACGCGGGGGGCGGGGGGGGGGUGCGAACGCGUCGGAAGCCAGAGAGCGCCGUGUCCCUGCGCUCUGUAGGUCAGCGGGCGCGGGCCGGCAGGAUGGAGCCGCAGCACGUGCGCCCCGUGCUUGGAUCCCAGAGCCCAGCCUGGGAGGAAAUGAAAAUCUUCAGUACUCGUCUCGCAACAUGAACGUUUAAAGCUAAAACCUUCACAGAGAUGUGAGAUGGAGCAGGAGCAGUGGCUAAAUGUUGAACUCUUCAAAACUUGGCGUAUGGGCUGCUGGUGUACUACCAUCAUCCCCAACACUCCUGUUCAGAAGAUGGGUGAGGAAAGUGGAAAGCCUAACCACUCAGCCGAUGACCAGUGGGAAAAAUGAGCUACAAGAUCACCUGAUCUUCAUCAGUGAGAAAGCUUUGCACAAGAGCAGGAAUGUUUUCCUGGCUGCUCAGGCUAUUUCAGAAAGAGAAUGGCGAUGAAGGAGAGACCAGACCAACAGAGAAGGAAGAGGGAAUCCUUUCUCAUGAAAAAGGAAGAAGGAAAUGGUUCUGGAGAAGGCACAGGUCUGCUAGAAAUACUUCAACCCAAAAUUCCAAAAUGACUAAGAAGAGAUCAAAAAUAAAUGAACUAGAAGAACUGAAAUUGGAUAUGAGGAAGAUCAGCAAUGACAUUGAGGAAAUGUGUGGAAUCCUAAACCUUUACAUGUAUGAGGAUUUGAACUACAGGAUGAACACUGAAUUCAACAUCAUUAAAUCACAACAUGAGAAGACAAUGUUGGAUAUGAAUAAAAUGAUCCAGUCAAUAAUUGGUUCCAUGCAGUACUCUAAGGAACUGAUAGAAGAUAACUAUUCCUACAGCAUUAAGGAGGACCACCUCCUCCGUGAGUGCACUCAACUCCACGAAAACGUAAGGAUAUUACUGAAUGAGAACAGAAGGCUGCUGGUGGAGCAGGCUGGCCACAAGUGUCCUGUGGGGAAGAAAAGAGGUUCUCUGAGGAGGCCAGCAAGAACAUCUGUGUCCCAAGUGCCAAGGAACAGCAGUCCAGCAGAAAGCAGAACAUGGCACAGACCAGGACAUGAUCUCCCUCAAAGAGAAGUGCUGGAGGAAGAGCACUGAGUGUGCACAGGAAAUACACCACUGUUGCCUCUCAUCCCUAAUAACCAUGGCUGUAAUGGGCUGUAUGCUCCUCCUUUAUUUUGUUUCUUUGGUAUGAACAGGCCUUAAUUUCAUCUAGCCUCUGGCCCAGGAAGAGUGCACAUUUAAAGGGACUCAGAGAAAUGCUGAGACACAUCAAGAGCUGCUGGGCAUCCAGGAAGAAUCUGAGUGCAAAUUUAUCUUUUCCUGAUGGGUCAUCAUCAAUAAUUACAUGGAGAUCAGUCAACAAAAUUGUAAAACCUUGGAUCCAAGUCUACAACAUGUGUUCUGCUUUGACUUGGGAGGCCAUAUCCUUCAGACCCACACUCCAAAAGGAGAGUGUUGCUUAAAUUUCUCCUGCAAAGAUUUUUACCUGCAGGAACUGCUUUUCUACUAAGUUGCCAAGGACAGCCACAGGCUGUAAGGCUGUGCUACAAAAUGAGCAGACUAAGAAUUUUGCUUUGCACAAUUUUUGUGGUUUGAUUUUGGUUUGAGUUUUGAUUAGUUUAGGUAUUUGGUUUUUCUUGUUUUCAUUCAAAGUUUUGUUAUUUAUUGGUUAUUUAUUGUUCUUUUAAGUAAUUUGAUAUUUUGAUAAGAUUAUACACAGUACAUAUUGACUGUCAGCUUUCAGUUACAAUUGAGUACAUUGCAUUUAUUCUUAUAACUAACACAGUGAUCUCCAACUCUUCACUCUAAGAGCCUUGUUAUUUCAGGUGUGAUCAUGAAAUCCCACAGAUAUCAGACCCAGAUGGAUCUCUGCACUCUUCAUGGGACUUGGGCUCCAUAGUUUCUCCUGAGCCAGACUGAACUACAAAGUCCUUCAUACAUUCAGUAUGGAGAGUAUGUCCAACUGUCUGGAUAGGAACUUAAUGAUGGAAAACUUACCCAUGCUGCAUCGUUGCUGUCAAAUAUUUAGCUACUGUGAAAAUACUGUGGAUGAUGGUGUUGAACGCAUUAAUGGCAAAUACAUCAGUUUUUCUGUAAUAGCUCUCAUUAAAUCAAAGCAUAGUCUAAGGGAAUAAAAAGCUGUCAGAAAACA
Messenger RNA from Mus musculus (house mouse), 2436 nucleotides. RefSeq names its product predicted gene 3173. NCBI's taxonomy places the organism in Eukaryota, Metazoa, Chordata, Mammalia, Rodentia, Muridae. The record is from RefSeq and is marked validated. The transcript has 8 exons. The coding region runs from base 696 to 1379 and encodes 227 amino acids.